UGCCUUUCUCCACAUUUUCGACUCCAAUCAUAUCUUCCCACCAACCCGCCACCACCGCCGCCGCCACCAUCCUCCCCAAUCCACCACAAUGCAAGCCUCACUACUCUCCACACUCCCUAACCACACCACCAUUCUCCCACCCACAUCUUUCCGAACCCACCACACCCAAACCCAUAAACCCUACUCACUCUCCGUCCGAGCCACCACCGAAACCACCACCACCCCAUCACCACCCCUAACCACCACAACAGACCCAUCUCCAAAACUCAACAAAUACAGCUCCAGAAUCACCGAACCCAAGUCACAGGGCGCAUCUCAAGCUGUUUUAUACGGUGUGGGUCUGUCAGAUGAUGAUUUAAGUAAGCCCCAAAUUGGGAUAUCUUCUGUUUGGUAUGAAGGUAACACUUGUAACAUGCAUUUGUUGAACCUUUCUGAGGCUGUCAAAGAAGGGGUUCAAGAAGCUGGGAUGAUUGGGUUCAGGUUUAAUACCAUUGGUGUUAGUGAUGCCAUUUCUAUGGGGACUAGAGGCAUGUGUUAUAGUCUUCAGUCUAGAGAUUUGAUUGCUGAUAGUAUUGAGACUGUCAUGUCUGCUCAAUGGUAUGAUGGGAAUAUUUCUAUUCCUGGCUGUGAUAAGAAUAUGCCAGGUACGAUUAUGGCAAUGGGGCGCCUGAACCGGCCAAGCAUAAUGAUCUACGGUGGAACCAUUAAGCCCGGUCACUUUGAAGGCCAUACAUUCGACAUAGUAUCGGCUUUCCAGGUUUAUGGAGAAUAUGUAAGUGGUUCCAUAAACGAUGAUCAAAGAAUAAACGUUCUUAAAAAUUCGUGCCCAGGGGCAGGGGCAUGCGGUGGAAUGUAUACUGCAAAUACGAUGGCUUCUGCCAUUGAAGCAAUGGGAAUGUCACUACCAUACAGCUCUUCAACACCUGCUGAAGAUCCAUUCGAGUUGCGAGUGCGAUUGCGAUAA
This is a messenger RNA of Helianthus annuus (common sunflower), 964 nucleotides long. Its product is annotated as dihydroxy-acid dehydratase, chloroplastic. The coding region runs from base 89 to 964 and encodes 291 amino acids. Gene Ontology annotation, molecular function: dihydroxy-acid dehydratase activity. Gene Ontology annotation, biological process: branched-chain amino acid biosynthetic process. Gene Ontology annotation, cellular component: chloroplast stroma. NCBI's taxonomy places the organism in Eukaryota, Viridiplantae, Streptophyta, Magnoliopsida, Asterales, Asteraceae. The record is from RefSeq and is a predicted model, not a curated record. The transcript has 5 exons.